UUUAAAAGAAGGCAAAAGUCUACAGUCUAGCCAAAUGAUUCAUACAAAGGAGAAACCAUUCAAAUGUACAGAAUGUGCGAAAAGCUUUAGAUGGAAGUCUCAUCUACUAGAACACCACAAAAUUCACACAGGUGUGAAACCACACACAUGUACUGAGUGCGGCAAAUGUUUUACACAAAUGAAUCAUCUGAAAACUCAUAAAAAGAUUCACACAGGAGAAAAGCCGUUCACAUGUACAGAAUGUGGAAACAGUUUUACAGAAAAGAGUAAUCUGAAAAAGCAUGAAAGGAUUCACACAGGGGAAAAGUCUUUCACAUGUACAGAGUGUGGACAAAGUUUUAUAGAAAAGAGUCAUCUGCAAAGUCAUGAAAGGAGUCACACAGGGGAAAAGCCUUUCACAUGUACAGAGUGUGGAAAAAGUUUUACACAAAAGAGUGAUCUGAAAAAGCAUGAAAGGAUUCACACAGGGGAAAAGCCGUUCACAUGUACAGAGUGUGGAAUAAGUUUUACAGAUAAGGGUUAUAUGAGAAAACAUGAAAUGAUUCACACAGGAGAAAAGCCUUUCACAUGUACAGAGUGUGGAAAAAGUUUUACACGAAAGAGUCAUCUGAAAAGUCAUGAAAUGAGUCACACAGGAGAAAAGCCUUUCACAUGUACAGAGUGUGGAAAAAGUUUUACACAAAUGAGUCAUCUGAGAAGGCAUGAAAUUAGUCACACAGGAGAAAAGCCUUUCACAUGUACAGAGUGUGGAAAAAGUUUUACACAAAUGAGUACUCUGAAAUAUCAUGAAAGGAGUCACAAGGGAAGAAACCUUUUACAUGUUUAGAAAGUAGAAAAAAGGUUUUAAAUUUAAAAAUACAAAAUGGAAGACAUUUUCGACUAUAAAAAAAGGUUUUUUUAUUAAGAUGGAUUAUAUUAUAAAUGAAUAAACAUUCUUAUUUUUAUUUUUAUGUAGACAAACACGUGAAUAGUUAAUAUCUAUCCUUCACUACAGGAAGCAUCAAAAUGAUACCGCAAACUCCAAUAGUCUAAAAACCAAUAACUAUUCACAAACAUUAGGGAAAUCACAGCAAAUAUUUAAAGAAGAUUGUGAAUUGUCAGGAACUGGGCAGCAAUCAUUAUGUACAGAGAGUUAUUUAGUCAUCAAACAAGAGGACAACAUUUAUGCCUUAUCUAGUGAAAUGAACAUCCCAGAGGAUAAACCACACACAUUUACUGAUUUUUCAAAACAUUUAAAAGAAGGCAAAAGUUGUAAAUGAUUCAUACAAAGGAGAAAACAUUCAAAUGUACAGAAUGUGAGAAAAUCUUCACAUGUAAUUUGCAUAUCCUUGAACACCACACAGUUCAUACAGUUGUGAAAACUCAAACAUGUACAGAAUUUGGGAGAUGUUUCACAUCUAAAGGAAGCCUUAUGUAUCACAAAAAGACCCACACAUGGGAAAAACCUUUCAUAUGUAAUGAGUGUGGGAGAUGUUUCACAUCCAAGAGAAAUCUCAUAUCUCAUGAAAAGACCCACACAUGAAAAAAACCUUCACAUGUACAGAGUGUGGAAAAGGAUUUACAAUAAAGAGUAAUAUGAAAACUCAU
Messenger RNA from Bombina bombina (fire-bellied toad), 1587 nucleotides. RefSeq names its product gastrula zinc finger protein XlCGF8.2DB-like. The transcript has a single exon. Gene Ontology annotation, molecular function: DNA-binding transcription repressor activity, RNA polymerase II-specific. Gene Ontology annotation, biological process: negative regulation of transcription by RNA polymerase II. The record is from RefSeq and is a predicted model, not a curated record. NCBI's taxonomy places the organism in Eukaryota, Metazoa, Chordata, Amphibia, Anura, Bombinatoridae. Bases 35 to 826 code for a protein of 263 amino acids.